Aspergillus brunneoviolaceus CBS 621.78 is the source of this 1449-nucleotide messenger RNA. RefSeq lists its product as uncharacterized. Bases 243 to 1229 code for a protein of 328 amino acids. NCBI's taxonomy places the organism in Eukaryota, Fungi, Ascomycota, Eurotiomycetes, Eurotiales, Aspergillaceae. The transcript has 3 exons. The record is from RefSeq and is a predicted model, not a curated record.
CUUCCACGCGAACCUCGGUCCACCUCAUUCAAUUGGCUCUCGGGCCCGCCGUACAGGGAGUAUAAUCCCUCACGGCAUCGCUAAAAGUCCCCGGCUGAAUCACAUCUCGUAGUGGUUUCAGAUCGUGUUCUAUCGUGGCCCAUCACACAUCCCCAACUGACCCCGGCACAUCAGCAAAUCAGCGCGGUCUAUUGCCAGCAGCUUUCUUGUUAGUACGAUCAGGUCGCAGCAGCAGCGUAACCAUGGCCGCGACAGAUUUUUCAAAUCCCAAAUCCCUGGAUGUGUUAACAUCCACGGUGAACCAGACGCUCAUUGACACGGCCCGGUUCUUCAACUCGCACGAGAAGAUGCAGUACAGGGCACAGCUCAAACGCUCAAUCCCCGUCGCUCACGAGCAGUUCCAGACCGCUUUGGACAGCCUCUCGGAGCAGAUUUUUAUUGCCAAGGCGUUCUUGGAGCGAGACUAUGAGGCAAUCAAAGCGCGAAAAGCUGCACUUCAUUCUGCCCAGGACUCCGCGAUGGAGGAUGCGGUCGUGAAGCCCGAGCCAGAAACGGCCCCCCAGCCUCAGGAAACCCCAGUCGUAGCCACGAAUGCAGACACAAUAAAGGCCGAGCCCACGGAAUUUGAACCUGUGUUGAAGCCGCAGAUUGAGCAGGAUGUCGUAAAACAAGGCUCGACUGAUCAAUCUGUCAAGGAAGACCAAACCGACAACGGAGCUACCGCCCCUACCGUCUCCGGACAACCUUUCACCGGCCCGGACGAACUCAACUUCGACUCAAUGCUCAACAAUAAUCCCGGGCCCAACGAUUUCGACCUGAACCUUGACUUUGGCGAUGACGCAGUUGGUAAUGAUGAUUUUCUCGCCGGCUCCCACCUGGUUCCUACCGGUUCGGGCAAUGAAGGCAACGCUACGUCUGGCAACACCGCGGCUGGCCUAGUGGGCACUGAUAGCAUGAAUACUGCUGUGCCUACGGGUGGAGAUGCGUUUGACUUGGAAUUGCAGAAAGCUGAGGCGUUCUCCACCCAAGUUGGCAGUCUGACGGGACAACAGCUGGACGGUCAAGGAGGGGGAAACCUCGAAGAUGUUAUGGCACCGGGAGAGUCCAGCUUUGACGAUUUAUUCAUGGAGAAUGACACCUUCGGAGGGGAUGGGACCGGGGACCCGAAUUUAUUGGAAGGCGACGGAUUGGUGGAUAUCAACGAACUUGACGAUAGCUGGUUUACAUGAUCACCUCCUGGGCAGUGGCCGUACGGCUCGGGAUGCGAUUUAUGGGUGACGACACUGUGCGUUGGAAUCACGAAAUACAGGCAGUUCUAUAUAGCAGCGUCCCCUACAAAUUCGGGUAAUAAGCUAAGCCAAACGGAGUCGGUUUUCCUGUCGCAGACUCUUACUCAUUACCCCGGCUGAAACCCCUUCGAAGUGUCAGGUCCAUUGCUAUCUCCUGCCG